Molecule: messenger RNA, 2010 nt
Organism: Solenopsis invicta (red fire ant)
Lineage: Eukaryota; Metazoa; Arthropoda; Insecta; Hymenoptera; Formicidae
Gene: Hexo1
Product: chitooligosaccharidolytic beta-N-acetylglucosaminidase
Exons: 6
Coding region: 16-1905 (629 amino acids)
Biological process (GO): glycosaminoglycan metabolic process; carbohydrate metabolic process; ganglioside catabolic process
Cellular component (GO): membrane
Molecular function (GO): beta-N-acetylhexosaminidase activity
Source: RefSeq, a predicted model, not a curated record
UACUUCGCAAACAGUAUGAAUGCAACCUUUGGGAGAAGGAUAAAAUCAUUCUGCGGACGACAAUCGAGCGUUCGACAGCCAGUAGCCCUGGUGAUUUAUUUAAGCGGCAUGUUCGCGCUACUGAUCGUUGUUCUCGCGCUCCAAUAUAGCGCCAAUCGAGCUGAGGAAUACACUUCUCCUUGGCACUAUAAGUGCGAUGGCGGCUUGUGCAAGAAGGUAUUAAUCACGGAACAGGACACCAAUCCGACUGCUCUUAGUGUAUGCCAAUUGUCCUGCGGCCAAGGUGGUACUCUAUGGCCAAAACCGACAGGACAUAUGUCCAUCGGUAGGACCGUAGUGCAGCUUAAUCCUGACAAUAUUGAGCUCGCCGAAAUUUCCACUCAGACGCUGGUAGGAAAUCUUCUUCAAAGAAAUAUCAAUCGUAUAAAAAAAAAUGCUAACAAGCUCGGUGGUCCCGUAUCUUUAAAAACUGGCGGAACCGGGUUAGUGAUACGCUUUAAGGAAGGAUUCAAUCUCAGUAAUGCCAAGUUGACCUUGGAAACAGACGAGAGCUACACUCUCCAAAUAACUGCGGUCGAUGGACAGCUGGAAGCCUAUAUCACGGCAAAAACAUAUUUCGGAGCUCGAUAUGCAUUGGAAACUCUCAGUCAAUUAAUCGUCUUUGACGAUUUGCGCAAUCAAAUUCAAAUACCCAACGAAAUAUAUAUCGUAGAUGGACCAAAGUAUCCCUAUCGUGGAAUCCUUUUGGACACUAGCAGAAACUAUGUUGACAAAGAGACGAUUUUGCGGACAAUCGAUGGUAUGGCUAUGUCCAAAUUGAAUACGUUCCACUGGCAUAUCACCGAUUCCCAGAGCUUCCCCUACGUCAGUAAGACAUGGCCCGAUUUCGUCAAAUACGGUAGCUACACGCCAACUAAGAUCUAUACUUCUGAAAUGAUCAAGGAAAUCAUUGAUUAUGCCUUGGUUCGCGGUGUCAGAGUGCUACCAGAGUUUGAUGCACCUGCGCACGUUGGCGAAGGUUGGCAAUGGGUUGGUGCCAAUGCGACAGUUUGUUUCAAAGCUGAACCUUGGAAGGACUAUUGCGUAGAACCGCCAUGCGGCCAAUUGAAUCCUACUAGCGACAGGGUGUACGAAGUCCUUGAGGGAAUUUAUAAAGACAUGAUAGAAGAUUUUCAACAGCCAGAUAUCUUCCAUAUGGGCGGUGACGAAGUAAACGUCAACUGCUGGAGAUCACAAAAAAUCAUCACUGAUUGGAUGCUGAAGAAAGGAUGGGAUCUUAGCGAAAGCAGCUUUUAUCUAUUGUGGGACUAUUUCCAAGAGAAAGCUUUGGAGAAGCUGAAAAUUGCUAAUAAUAACAAAGAUAUUCCUGUUGUCCUAUGGACCAGUGGACUGACGAGCGAGGAGAACAUUAAACAUUUGGAUCCUGCAAAAUAUAUCAUUCAGAUUUGGACACUUGGCAAUGAUGAAACUAUUGGCAGAUUGUUGCGAAAUGACUUCAAGAUGAUUUUCUCGAAUUACGAUGCUUUGUAUCUUGACUGUGGAUUCGGAGCUUGGGUAGGUGAGGGUAACAAUUGGUGCUCGCCGUAUAAGGGUUGGCAAAAGAUCUACGAUAAUUCUCCAUUAGACAUGAUCAAGAAGCAAGGAUACGGGAAUAAGAAGCAUCUUAUUUUAGGCGGAGAAGCAACGCUUUGGACCGAACAGGCGGAUAGUGCAAAUACCGAUUCGAGAUUAUGGCCAAGAUCGGCAGCGAUGGCUGAGAGAUUGUGGAGUGACCCGGAUUCUCAGUGGUAUCACGCUGAACAGAGAAUGUUAAGGCAUCGCGAGAGGCUCGUUGAACGAAAAAUCCUCGCGGACACUUUGGAACCUGAGUGGUGUUUGCAGAAUCAAGGCUCGUGCUACGCGUAAAUCAUAAAUCUAUGAUUAUAUUAAAAUUAUAUUAUUUUGCUUUUACGCACAAUAUCUCAUUAUUUCUAUAUAUCUGAUAUUAGAAUAAAGCCAUGUUUCAAUUUU